AUGGAGCAGAACAGGGUCGUCGCCAGGCCGAUCAGAUGCAAAGCGGCGGUGUGCAAGGCGGCCGGGGAGCCGCUGGAGAUGGAGGAGGUGGAGGUGGCGCCGCCGCGGGCGCACGAGGUCCGCAUCAAGGUCGUCUGCACCUCGCCCUGCCACUCGGACAUCACCUUCUGGCGCAUGAAGGAUGGCCCGAACAUGUUUCCGUGCAUCCUGGGGCAUGAAGCCGUCGGUGUGGUGGAGAGCGUCGGGGAACACGUGCAGGAGGCGGCCGUGGGCGACACGGUGGUGCCGGUGUUCCUGGCGCAGUGCGGGGAGUGCGCCGACUGCCGCUCCGCCCGUAGCAACCUCUGCUCCGCGCUGCCGACCCGCCCCGGCAUGCCGCGCGACGGCACGACGCGCUUCUCGCUCGCCGCCACCGGCGAGCCCGUCCACAACUUCCUGUCCGUCUCCAGCUUCGCCGAGUACACCGUCGUCGACGUCGCGCACGUCGUCAGGGUCGGCGACGCCCUCCCGCCGGAGAAGGCGUGCCUGCUCAGCUGCGGCGUCGCCACCGGGGUCGGUGCGGCGUGGAAGGUGGCGGCGGUGGAGCCCGGCUCGACCGUAGCCGUCUUUGGACUGGGAGCUGUCGGGCUAGCGGUAGCGCAAGGGUCGAAGAUGCGCGGGGCCACGAGGAUCAUCGGGAUAGACCUGAACCCUGACAAGUUCGAUACCGGCAAGAAGCUGGGGAUCACCGACUUCGUCAACCCGAACGGCAUUGGAGAGCAGACCGUGAGCGAGGUCAUCAAGGAGAUGACUGGCGGCGCAGGCGCCGACUACUGCUUCGAGUGCAUCGGCUCGGUUUCAGUCAUGGCGGAGGCCUUCAGGAGCUCCCGGAUGGGCUGGGGGAAGACGGUGGUCUUAGGCGUGGACGGCAGCGCGGCGCCCAUCAGCAUUCCGUCGUUGGACAUCAUGAGGGGCCGGUCGGUCGUCGGCUCCUACCUCGGCGGGAUCAAGCCCAAGGACGACAUCCCCGUGCUGGCACGGAAGUGCCUCGACAAGGAGCUGGAGCUGGACGAGUUCAUCACGCACCAGAUGGGCUUCGACGAGAUCAACCGCGGGCUCGACCUGCUCGCGCAGGGGAAGUGCCUCCGCUGCAUCAUCUGGAUGGAGACGGACGGCGGCGCCGUGGAGGACGGCGCGUGACGAGCAUGGCGCAGGCAUGAUCAUUGGUCCGUUCGUAGAGAAUCGUGGUGCUUGAAAGUUGAAA
Molecule: messenger RNA, 1243 nt
Organism: Panicum hallii
Lineage: Eukaryota; Viridiplantae; Streptophyta; Magnoliopsida; Poales; Poaceae
Product: alcohol dehydrogenase-like 7
Exons: 10
Coding region: 1-1179 (392 amino acids)
Biological process (GO): formaldehyde catabolic process
Cellular component (GO): cytosol
Molecular function (GO): zinc ion binding; S-(hydroxymethyl)glutathione dehydrogenase [NAD(P)+] activity
Source: RefSeq, a predicted model, not a curated record